AUGUCCUCAAUUUACAAAGCUCUAUCAAAAAGCUCCGGCGCUAACUCAAACAAAGAUGAUAGAAAGAAACACAUAAACAGGCAGAAAGUCUUGAUCAUCUCCUCUAGAGGGGUCACUUACAGACACAGACAUUUGAUCAAUGACUUGCACGCUUUGAUGCCACAUUCGAAGAAGCAAGCCAAAAUUGGUUCCAAAAAGAAUUUAUUUGAACUUAAUGAAGUUGCUGAAUUGUAUAACUGUAACAAUAUUGCCUACUUUGAAACCAAGAAACAUCAAGAUUUGUAUCUCUGGUUGACCAAAUCCCCAAAUGGUCCAAGUUUGAAGUUUUUUGUUCAAAAUAUGAGCACCCUUGAUGAAUUAAAUUUCACUGGUAACUGUUUGAAGGGUUCAAGACCAGUUUUAUCAUUUGACAAAUCAUUUGACGAAAACAUUGCUAUGCAGUUAACCAAGGAAAUAUUGAUUCAUACUUUUGGAGUACCACCAACUUCCAGAAAGAUUAAACCAUUUAUAGAUCAUGUCAUGACCUUCAGUAUUGUUGAUGGAAAGAUUUGGAUUAGAAAUUAUCAAAUCAAUGAGCAAGUUGUUGGUAGCGAUUUAAAGAACGAUGAUUUGGAUGAAAAAUUAAGUAAUGAUGAAAUCCAGUUGGUGGAAAUUGGUCCAAGAGCUGUUUUAACCCCAAUCGUUAUACUAGAAGGUGCCUUUUGUGGUCCAAAGAUAUUUGAAAACAAGCAGUUUGUUAGCCCUAAUGUUGUUAGAGCUCAACUUAAGAAUCAACAAGCUGAACAAGCCAAGUCCAGACAAGAUUCAGCCCUCCAAAACAAGAUCAAAAAGAGAGAAAAUGUUUUGAAGGUUGAUCCAUUGUCUAAUGAAGCUUUAUUCAAGAAAAAAUAG
Molecule: messenger RNA, 891 nt
Organism: Saccharomycopsis crataegensis
Lineage: Eukaryota; Fungi; Ascomycota; Saccharomycetes; Ascoideales; Saccharomycopsidaceae
Gene: BRX1
Product: ribosome biogenesis protein BRX1
Exons: 1
Coding region: 1-891 (296 amino acids)
Biological process (GO): rRNA processing; ribosomal large subunit assembly
Cellular component (GO): nucleolus
Molecular function (GO): rRNA binding
Source: RefSeq, a predicted model, not a curated record